GAAAGGCAGCCUACAAGGAAAGGCAGGCAGGCCAGCAGGCGGGACCAGAGGGAGGGGCGGCCAUCGGCAGCGGCAAGUAGAGAGCUGGAGCCAGGUCAGAGGAGAGCACAAGGGAGACUGGCCUGUGGCCCGGGACACCCUGAGGCGACAUGCGACACCCCUCGGCCCCCUGACCUGGGAAUGGGGGUGUUUCCCGGAAUCCUGGACUAAACCCCAGAAGCAGCUGGGGAAACUGCAGGCCACUGACACAUCCUGGCUCAGCUUGGGAACGGUGUCACCCCUCCCUACUCUGUGCCCCCUCCUCCCAGAAAUCCACCAUGGAGAGUAAGGAUGAGGUCAGCGACACUGACAGUGGCAUCAUCCUGCAGUCUGGCCCUGACAGCCCGGUGUCCCCGGUGAAGGAGCUGACCCACGCGGUGCGCAAGCAGCAGAGGGCCCUGGAAGAGCGGCUGGAGGCACACCUGGAGGAGCUGAAGAGACUCUGCCUCAGGGAGGCGGAGCUGACGGGUGUCUUGCCGGCCGAGUAUCCCCUCAAACCAGGGGAAAAGGCCCCCAAGGUCCGCCGCAGGAUUGGAGCAGCUUACAAAUUGGACGAGCGGGCCUUGCACAGAGAGGACCCCCUGAGCGGCCUGGAGCAGGAGCUAGCCCUGCAGCUGCAGAUCGCCGAAGCGGCCCGCCGCCUGUGCCGGGAGGGGAACCUCAGCAGGCAGGCCCGCCGGCAGCGGAAGCAUGCCAUGCUGCAGGAGGAGAAGAAGCUGAGGGAGCUGGAGCGCUGCCUGGGCGAGCAGCGGCGCACCAGCGGGCCCCCUCCUGCCGCUGCCCUGCCCCUGGGCCGAGAGCUCAGCGCCUCAGAUGACAGCUCUCUAUCAGAUGGGCUGCUCCUGGAGGAAGAGGAAUCCCAAGUGCCAAAACCUCCCCCAGAGUCCCCAGCUCCACCUUCCCGGCCUCUCCCACCCCAGAGCCUGGAGGGGCUGAAGCCAGCAGGACCUGAGACUGGGGGCCUGGAGCGGGCCCCCAUCCAGAACAGUCCCUGGAAGGAGACCAGCCUGGACCACCCCUAUGAGAAGCCCAGAAAAUCUUCUGAACCCAACAGCGAGUCCAGCAGCCCAGCCACCACGCCACAGGACGGGCCCGGUGCCUCCAGCCUAUGGCUGCUGGAGCCUGCCUCCUACCAUGUGGUUCCCAUCCGCAGCGUUCCUGGCCAGCGGCAGGGCCGCACCAGUGCCCCAGCCACCCCUGAGAUGCAGGGGAGGAGGAGCCAGGCGCAGUCUCUGAGGAUGGAUUCCUUCCGGGCGGGUCCCGAGGGCCGAGGCCGCAGCGCCUUCCCCCGCCGCCGCCCCACUCACUACACGGUGACGGUGCCCGACUCCUGCUUCCCCCCGACCAAGCCCCCGCUGCCCCACCCCGCCUACCACUCCUGCUCGGAGGACAGCGGCUCCGACGUCUCCAGCAUCUCGCACCCCACGUCGCCGGGCAGCAGCAGCCCCGACAUCUCCUUCCUGCGGCCCCUGUCCCCGCCCGAGCCGCCCCGUCCCCGCGGGGCCUGGGUCCCGGCCGGCGCGCACUACCCCAAGCUGCUGCCGCCGCCCGGGCGCUACGUGCUGGUGGCCGAGAGCCACCUGCCGCCGCCCGGCGAGUGGGAGCUUGGCCGCGCCGCCCUGGGCCCCGCCUACGAGGAGGACGCGGCCGCGCUGCGCUGGCAGCGGCUGGUGGCCUCCCGCGGCCGCCUGGUGCGGACGCCCUCCCUGAAGGACAGCCCCGCGGGCCGCGCGCUCAGCAAGGCGGCCGUGUCCGAGGAGCUCAAGUCGUGGCACGAGCGCGCGCGCCUCCGGAGCGGCCGCCCGCACUCGCUGGACCGCCAGGGGGCUUUCCGCGUCCGGAGCCUGCCCCCCGGGAGAGAGGGCUUCGCGCGAGCCCCGGCUCCCCGGACACAGCUUGGACCUGUCCUCAGCUCAGGCCCAGCCUAUCCCAACCUGCCAGACAGGGAGGGUGACAAGAAGUGACCACAGUGUAUGUGCCCCGGAGAUCGCCCGAAGGGGCCCCUGUGCAAGUCUUUGUGCCUGAGAAUGGCGAGAUCAUCAGCCAGGUGUAACCAAGGCCGGGUGUCACCGUGUGCCCUGCAUGCCUCAACCUGGCUGCCGGAAAAGACUGUUCCACAGCAGGGCUGGAGCCGAGACCUCCCUGCCUCGAGUGCCUUCUUCGGCUCCUUUACCCCAUCGCGGGUCGAUGACCUGGAGCUGAGCCUUUUUUUUUUUUUUUUUUUUUUUAAUGUCUUUUGUUCAGAAACCCUGGCCUUAGGAUUUAUAUUGUGAUUUGUCCUCAAGAUCCCAAUAAUAUGAUGAUGCUUUAUUCCCCAGAGCUUGGUCUACUGGACUUGAGGCAUUGCCUGUCUGACUGACAGCAUUUGUCUCCUUCUGCAAGACAAGUGGCAGGGGACACGUGGAGCAGAGAGGGCCACGUCGGGAUUCCUCACAGACUAUUCUCUGGCUCAGAGCACGUCCCCAGAGAACAACUCCUGUCUCACUGCAGCUGGAGGCACACUAGAGCGCCUCACCACCCCCAUUUCCCAGCUCUCUGGGUACUGUAGGGGUGCCUGACAGGGGGAGAAUCUUCUUCCCCCUUUAUAAUGUGCUCUGUGAUGCACACACGAAGUGGUAGGUUAAAGACCACACAUCCUGGUGGAGUAUUGUCUCCCUGGGCCCUAUUUUCCUCACCCCAUAACCCCCUCUGGAGGGCCCCCAGUCACUCACCAUAUGCUCUCUGUGCUGUGUGGGCUCCCACAUCUACCCAGACCUCUGAGCCUUACGUUUGAGGCUUCACCGGACUGUAGCAUUAGGAGGCCCGGGCUGGGGGCUGGCCCGUGGUGGUGUUUGGUGGAGAGCAGCCCACGCUUUGACCACUGUCUCUGGGCAUCGUGAGAGCUUGCAACCCCACCCAUUUCUCUGCCAUCUUUUCAUUAUCGUCCUAAAAACGAAAACCUUCCAGAUAUCUUUGGAGAGGCACCACUGUUGUGGCAUGUUCUCCUAGGAGGGGGUAGGGGUCCCUGCCCUUUUUACCCCUCACCCAGCUGUGCUUCUGCUUUUGAGACUGGAUUUCCUUGAAAGAGGGCAAGUCCUUAUUUUUACAAAUAUGGGAAUACUCACUCUUAAGGGCGUUCAUUAAUCAUCCCAUCUGCUAAGACUUGAGCAGGCCUGGGCACUUCCUGUGCUAAGACCAUCCGAUAGUCUCUGGGUUCUCGUCCCAGGGCCUUUUUGCUGCCUGGUCACAUACUCAGAUCUCCUGCCUCAAGGAGAAAGCACAGAGUUGAAGCUUGGUGGUGUUAGGAAGAACGGAGUUCUGAUUCUGCCCAUGCAGACCCCUUUCCCCUCUGAGUGGCCUGGACUUGGACAGAAACUACAAAUACAGCUUAAACUCCCAAUCACUUUGAAUCCUGACCCCAAAGAAACACAGUUCUCCCCACUGGACAGAAGGCAGUGUAGCCAACUGCACAAGGGUGCCGAGGGAGGAACUUAGGUGGCCUGUCAGGAAUCUGGGGGAGGAGAGGAGAGCCUGAGGGGAAGCACCCGCAUUUCUGUCACUGCCCUCUUACCACAUCCUGCAGCUCCCUCCUUUUUGGGUGGACUCUGGCCCCAUUAUGUUAGAAUGUCCUAGUUCGGAUGCUGUUCUCUUCCAUUUUAUCUCUGAGCGCCUGUCCCUGGUGUAAAGCUAUCUCCCCUCCCCGUGUCCUCCUGGGAGCCCAGAGCUCCUAGGCUGAGCCAGGAGACAGCCCAGCACCGCCCCCCCCCCCCCCCCACAUGAGGGUCCUUUAUGUUAACUUAUUGGUCCUGUGUAAUGCCUAGCGCAGUUGCGAAGUGGCUGCAUACUUGGCUGCGGGGCUGGAACUGUGUGGGUUUUAGUGCCAAAUAUGUCAAUAAAGUCUGUUCUUUGUGAUUGGCCUGA
Acinonyx jubatus (cheetah) is the source of this 3939-nucleotide messenger RNA. It is a transcript of the gene INAVA, whose product is annotated as innate immunity activator. The transcript has 11 exons. Gene Ontology annotation, biological process: adherens junction maintenance; positive regulation of protein ubiquitination. The record is from RefSeq and is a predicted model, not a curated record. Bases 318 to 2003 code for a protein of 561 amino acids. Lineage: Eukaryota; Metazoa; Chordata; Mammalia; Carnivora; Felidae.